Molecule: messenger RNA, 1413 nt
Organism: Lachancea nothofagi CBS 11611
Lineage: Eukaryota; Fungi; Ascomycota; Saccharomycetes; Saccharomycetales; Saccharomycetaceae
Source: the annotation of a GenBank genome assembly
AUGACUAGCAUUGACAACGUCCCAGAGAUCGGCUAUGCAUUUCUCAAGACAUAUUACCAGAGAAUGCAUCAAGAUCCUACUAAGGUCCAUCAUCUUUACUCAACUACCGCGGAGUUGACACAUGUGGAUUAUCAAAACGAGUGGAAUUUAGAAGAUGAUCAGUUACCUACCGUCAAGCUCAUUGGUAAAGAGAAUAUAAGCAAGUUUUACACCAGACACAGCAAGAAAGUGCGCUCUCUUCAAGUCAAAGUUGAUGCGUGCGAUUUCCAAUCUGCGGGUCCCAAUAACGCGAGCAUCGUGAUACUGGCGGUGGGUGAAAUGUGUUGGACUGAUACUCCGAGCUUCCGGUUCUGUCAAUCUUUCUUGCUUUCUCCUGUUCCCAGCAAUCCUAAAAUUUACGAUGUGACCAAUGAUAUCUUGAGGUUUGUGCCACAAUCAAUUCUUCGAGUCAGCGACUUGAAGCCUGAAUGUGACAAUUCACCCGAAGAGCUUCGCGAUACAUUAGUAGAAGGGUCGGAUGAUAAGCCCGAGGAAACACCAGAAGAGCAGGUUUUAGCGCCACAAAAUUACCAAACUUCUGAAAAGUCGGGAGAAAGCAUAAAAGGAUCUGUCUUUGAGUCCGAGAAACCGCUAGAUGCACCCGAGAAUAGGCUGGUAAAAAAUGUGGAGGAAAACGUUGAGCAACCGAAAGAUCAACAACAACAGCUAAUUCAGGAAGGUGAAGCGAGUGAAAAACAAAUGAAUUCUUCAGAGCCGAAUGGGGAUUCACAGCAGCCGACAGAAGAUAGCGCUGAGGAAACUGAAACGGCGCUGCACGAAAGCGCGCCAUUGACGAGUAAUGAUACCACGAAAGAUAAAAGCAUAGAGUCCGAGAAACCUACAGCUGCGGAACCUACAAAGAAAAUGAACUGGGCUUCAAAGCUGGCCGCUGCAGAGUCCAAAGAUGUACCAAACGUCACAACCAAAUACAUUCGUGCCGAGCCAUUAGUAUCACAGCCUCCUAAAAAGGUGUCAGAGCGGAAAUCGGUGUCUCCUAGCGGCUUACCGAGAGACGCCAAAGAUAGUAAAAGCCUGAAGAAGAAGCAGUUUAAUCUCGUCAACAAAGAUGGUUUUUAUCCCGUUUACGUGAAAGGCACUGGGGGUGUUACUGAUGAGCAAUUGGUGAAAGCUCUCGAAAGUGAGUUCGGGGUUGUCAAAAAGAUUUCAUCUCAAGAGACGUUCGCCGUUAUAGACUUUGAAGACCAGCGGUGGCAAACAGAAGCCAUAGAAAGGGGCACGCUAAAAAUAAAUAACAUCGAAGUCCACAUGGAGCCGAAAACAAUACGGAAAAUUAAUUCCCCUUCAGCUGUAUCUUCUGCAUCUCCAUCGGGGCAGCGCUUCAGCAAGAAACACGCCAACAAAAGAAAAGCUUAA